ACGAGUUCUGAAAAACUCGUCACUAUAUUCAACUUUUGAAGAACGUGAUAUGGGUGGGAUUCUGAUCGGAGAUAGUGGAUACGCAUGUAACAGAUUUUUGAUGACACCACUUCUUCGACCACAAACUCCAGCGGAGCAACGAUAUCAACGAGCUUUAAUAAGGACCAGAUCGACAGUUGAGAGGAUGUUUGGUCUACUGAAAAACAGAUUCAGAUGUUUGCACAAUAACAACACCUUACGGUUCAGUCCCUGUCGUUGUUGUGUUGUCAUUGUUGCUUGCGCCAUACUUCACAACUUUGGAAUAAAAAAAGGAUUAUUUGAAGACGUUUUGGAGCCACUGACCGCCCGGACGGAAUCUUAACACGUAAUCAAAUUAUCCGCCGUCACUUCACAAACUGAAGUGAGUGAUAUAAAUAAUCAACUUCUUGAACAAAUAUUCUUGAGAUAAAAACGACAAUGACGUUUGGUGUGCUUCAGUCAAUGAGUGAGAAAUGGCUAUGACAAGAUUGCAUUAGUCUUUUGCCUCAAUACACAAAGUUCAUUACAAUAUUGUCAUAACUUCAUGAGUGAUAUGUUUUUAAU
Messenger RNA from Nilaparvata lugens (brown planthopper), 582 nucleotides. Its product is annotated as putative nuclease HARBI1. The coding region runs from base 50 to 361 and encodes 103 amino acids. The transcript is spliced from 3 exons. The record is from RefSeq and is a predicted model, not a curated record. NCBI's taxonomy places the organism in Eukaryota, Metazoa, Arthropoda, Insecta, Hemiptera, Delphacidae.